CAACGCAUCGUGAAGGGAAGAGAAGUUGAUUGGGACCCACAGCAGCACAGCUGACGUCACUACUGUUACGGGUCAGCAUCCUUGCAUCCUCUACUUACGGACAGGACACAUGGGAGCGACUUACUUGUUCGACGUAAUGUCUCACUAAUAACGGAAACCAAGCCCUCCUCGCCAGAUUUCCCAUAGGAACAGGACAGAUUUUUGAGACGAGACUGAUAGUAUUGAGAGGAGGAGCUAAAGAAUAGUGAAGUCUGAGAGAGAUGUGGAGGCGCGUGGCUUCGCUUUCUUCCUUGAUCUCAUCUUCGAAUUCGUCCUUUCAUGGCCAGGCCGCAUGCAGGUUGACCAUAUGGGAAUCAUUAACGACAGGGAUCGCCCAACAGGCAAAAGGUGUAUCCAAAGAGAAAACUCCAUUCAUAACAUUUGUCCUAGGUGGUCCUGGUAGUGGGAAAGGUACGCAAUGUAUAAAGAUUGUGGAGACCUUUGGGUUCACACAUUUGAGUGCAGGAGAUUUGUUAAGGCAGGAAAUAGCUUCUAACAGUGCGGAUGGUGCCAUGAUUCUUAACACGAUUAAAGAAGGAAGAAUUGUCCCUUCGGAAGUGACAGUCAAACUGAUACAGAAGGAGAUGGAAUCAAAUGACAAUCACAAGUUUCUCAUUGAUGGUUUCCCACGAAGUGAGGAGAACCGAAUAGCAUUUGAACGAAUUAUUGGAGCAGAGCCCAAUAUUGUACUUUUCUUUGAUUGUCCAGAAGAAGAGAUGGUGAAACGGGUGCUGAAUCGUAAUCAGGGCCGAGUUGAUGACAACAUAGAUACAGUUAGAAAACGCCUUAAAGUUUUUGAGGCAUUAAAUCUUCCAGUCAUUAACUACUACUCUCAGAGAGGAAAACUUUAUACGAUAAAUGCUGUAGGAACAGUGGAUGAAAUUUUUGAACAAGUCCUCCCAGUGUUUACUGCCUCUGAGGAUCAGGAAGUCUCAGCAAAAGAAUUGAGGAAAUCUAGUUGGGGGAAAGCUAAUCGGAGUUGAGAUUAGUUCUUCAUUUUCCUAAUCCUGUUUACUGCCUUUUGGACUCGAUGCUGCAUGUACAUAGGUCACCUCACCUGCGGGAAAAUUGUGCAAUGUUGUAGCUCAACUGUCUAUUUACAAUGCGAGGAGAAUAAUUUGAUUAAAUUUGGCACCAUUAUAUGUAGAACAGUAAGGAAGACAGAUGCUUUUUAUUUUCCAAUUGCCUGCUAGGGAAAAGGAAAUACUCUGAUAGUUAUGAGAACUUUAUUUCGAAUAAGGACUGUGCUAUCGGAAAGCUCCUAAUCCCGUUAAUACAGUUUAUUUCUUAAAGCUUUUAUUCAUUCUGAAAUCAA
Molecule: messenger RNA, 1354 nt
Organism: Theobroma cacao (cacao)
Lineage: Eukaryota; Viridiplantae; Streptophyta; Magnoliopsida; Malvales; Malvaceae
Product: P-loop containing nucleoside triphosphate hydrolases superfamily protein
Biological process (GO): pyrimidine nucleotide biosynthetic process; 'de novo' pyrimidine nucleobase biosynthetic process
Molecular function (GO): ATP binding
Source: RefSeq, a predicted model, not a curated record